AUGGAAGAAGAGAAUAUAGUUGUUGGUCAGGUUGACGAGGAAGUGGAGAAUGAAGAUACAUCAAUACAGGGUGGCGGCGACCAACAGGAACAAGAAGAAGAGGAGUACGAGAACAACUUUGACGAUAUAAUUAAACGUUUCAAUGAAGAGGAUUAUGAAGAGGAGGAGCCAGGCGAUAAGAUAUACUUCCCAAUCGGAAUGCACAAGUUGAACAAACCCAUGUACUCUCCAUAUGGCCACUUCUUUGAGAAGGAAAAGAUCGAGAAGUGGCUGUCCAACCACGACACUUGUCCAAUAACAAGAGAGCCACUGACAAUGGAGAUGAUGAAACCGGUCAUCUACCUGGACCCCGAUGGGGAGGAGGUCGAAGAGGAGGUCAUCGAGAGCAUCAACAACGAGAUGGAGGAGACUGCCAGCCGGCUGGUGGAAACGACCGCCGUCGUCGCCGCCGUGGAAGAGGCCGCCAUGGCCAACACUGCCGAGGCCACCGCCAGAGAUGAACUGAUCGCCCAACUAGAAAUGAUUGAUCAACAAGAGAUAAUCUUUAAUUAUGUUCCGGAACAUCAACAAGCAAUAUCCAAGACCCAAGAUGACACCUUGGCUUUGGCCAAAGUUGAUGCACAAGACGACGACCCCUAUGAUGGUGUCGGCGAGCUGCUGACCGAGAUACCAUUCAUACUCAAUGACUUGUAUGAUGGAGUUGGAGAGCUUUUAACCGAACAACCAUACAUUGAGGACGACCCCUACGAUGGUGUUGGUGAACUGUUGACCGAGGAGCAAGACAGGAUAGUGGCGCUGCAACAACAUCAACAACAACAACAAGAAGAAGAUAUACCUGUACAUUAUACGAACAAACUGGAUGGAGAGAAGAAGGAACGUCAUCAAUCAAAUGAGAAACUGGAAGAACUAAUAGAGAUGUUGGAUGGGGCGACCGUCGACUGUUCAUCCGAGUCUGACGUGGACAGUAUAGAUUCUCCGCACUCGGUCGAACUUUUGUUCCAAAUGCUCGAGAACAUCACUCAACCAUAUUGCGAUGAGAAUGGAAUAAGCCUUGGAAGCAGUAGUGUUGGCAGAGGCAGCGUAGUUGGCGAAAAUGACGACAAUGAACAAUAUAUUGACCAAUUGGAGCUAUUACUAGAGGAGGCCACCAAACAACACUCAUCAUCAUCAUCUCCUGACCCCUUGGCAGAAUGUCAUCUACAUCUGGACCUGGCCAAGACAUUGGACAUCAUGCUAUCGCCAUGUGGUGCCGACUCGUCUCAAAUUGCCGGAGCAAGUCUACCUGUCUUGGAAGACCUGGAAGCACAACCUCAUCAAGCAUGA
This is a messenger RNA of Acytostelium subglobosum LB1, 1323 nucleotides long. RefSeq lists its product as hypothetical. The transcript has a single exon. The record is from RefSeq and is a predicted model, not a curated record. Gene Ontology annotation, biological process: protein ubiquitination. Bases 1 to 1323 code for a protein of 440 amino acids. NCBI's taxonomy places the organism in Eukaryota, Evosea, Eumycetozoa, Acytosteliales, Acytosteliaceae. Gene Ontology annotation, molecular function: ubiquitin-protein transferase activity.